AUGGGGAGCGACGGCGAUGGCGACGGCGAGGCGGGGAUGCGGAUGCAGCUCGUGUCGGGGACGGGCGAGUUCGAUCGCGAGGGGCUCGAGCGAUUCGCGCGUGCGACGCGGAUGACGGAGUGCGGCUUGUCGUACGCCGUCAUCGCCAUCGUCGGACCGCAGAGCAGCGGUACGCGCCUUGCCUCAGCAGCGGUACGCGCCUUGCCUCAGCAGCGGUACGCGCCUUGCCUCAGCAGCGGCAAGAGCACGCUGCUGAAUCACCUCUUCCACACGACCUUCGAUGAGAUGGACGCUCUCAAGGGCAGGCGGCAGACCACGCAGGGCAUCUGGGUGGCGGAGGCGCGCGGCAUUCGGCCCUUCACCCUCGUGCUGGACAUCGAGGGCACUGACAGCCGCGAGCGCGGCGAGGACGACACCACGUUUGAAAAGCAGAGCUCGCUCUUUGCCCUCGCUGUCGCUGACGUCAUCAUCGUUAACAUGUGGUGCCACGACAUUGGUCGAGAGCAAGCCUCCAACAAGCCAUUGCUGAAAACGGUCUUUCAGGUGAUGAUGCGCCUCUUCUCGCCGCGCAAGGCCACGCUGCUCUUCGUCAUCCGCGACAAGACCAAGACUCCAAUGGAGACACUCGAGCCCAUUUUGAGGGAGGACAUUCAAAAGAUAUGGCAGAGCGUACCUAAGCCGCAGAAGCAUCAGGACACACCCUUUGCUGACUUCUUCAACGUGGAGGUCACAGCUCUCCCCAACUUUGAGGAGAGAGAGGAGGACUUCAAGAGCCAGGUAGCACGGCUGAGGGAGCGGUUUCAAGACUCGGUGGCGGAGGGGCGGCUGGCGGGGGACCGGCGGGGGGUGGUGCCGGCAUCGGGGUUCCCCUUGAGCGUGGCGGAGAUGUGGCGCGUGAUCCGCGAGAACAAGGACCUCGACCUGCCCGCUCACAAGGUGAUGGUGGCGACGGUGCGCUGUGAGCAGAUCGCCGCGGAGAAGCUCGCCCAGCUGCAGGAGAGCGAGGAGUGGGUGGAGCUACACGCAGCAGUGGAGGCGGGCAACGAGGCGGACCACUUCGGUGGGCGGGCCAACGAGCUCGCAGCUAGUGCUCUCGCCACGUACGAUGCGGAGGCGGCAUACUUCGAGGAGGGAGUGAGGGACAGCAAGCGCCAGUUCCUGCUCAAAGGCAUGAGCGCCCUCAUCCGCCCAGUGCACACGGCGGUGGUGGCGGCGGCAGCAGCGCGCUGCUUCGAUUCCUUCAAGAAGGACCUGGACGACGCCACAGGGGGGCGCGAGGGCAGUGCUGCCUCCUUUGCCAACUCCUCUGCUGCCUGCCUGCAGGCUGCUGCUGUCUCCUUUGACUCCGAUGUUGAGGACGCUGACAUGGCGCUAUUCAAUUGGUCGGUGGAGGACGUGACGGCGAAGCUCAUGGCUGAUAUGGAAUCCCAUGUGGCAUCGCUGCGAUCGCAGAAGCUCAAACAGAUCGUCACGGAUGCAGAGGCGUCCCUGUCAGAGGCAAUCUCGGAGCCCAUAGCAGCGCUGCUAGAGGCGGUGACGGACAACACGUGGCGGGACAUCCGGGCGGUGUUCUUCCAUCAGCUGGACGGCGCGUGCAGCGACGUGGAGCAGGCCGUGGCGGGGUUCCAGCUGGGGGACGACGAGCACACGCGGCUGAAGGGCGCCGUUGAGAUGGCGGGGAGGAAGGUGGUGGAGGAGCGCGUGAAGAGGGAGAGCCAGCACGCGCUGUCGCUCAUGAAGGACAGGUUCUUCGCGGUGUUCUCGCAGGACGACCAGGGCCUGCCGCGCAAGUGGACGGAGGGGGACGACAUCAAGGCCAUUGCCUUCGACGCUCGCAAGGCGGCGCUGAGGCUGCUGGCAGUGGUGGCGGCCAUGCGCCUGGACACGGUGGACGACUCCAUCGAGCCCACGCUCUUGUCUCUUCUGGGGGAGGGCGCAUCUGGGGAGGGCGGCGACUCGUCUCGGACCCAGGACGGGGAGUCGGGGGAGGGGGACGGGGAACAAGUGGGAGAAGGUCGCCCCAGACUGCACGUUCCUGUCGCCCGGGCAGUGCCGCGCGCUGUGGGGCAAGUUCAAGGCGGAGACCCAAUACGUGGUGGCGCAGGCCAUGCAGACGCAGGAGGCGAGUCGGCGCAACAACGCGUGGCUGCCCCCGCCGUGGGCCAUCCUAGCCAUGGUGGUGCUGGGGUGGAACGAGUUCAUGGCUGUGCUCAGAAACCCCGUGCUGCUGCUACUGGGAGUGUUUCUCUUCUUCAUGGGGAGGGAGGUCAUGGCGCAGCUGGACCUGGGGGGCAUGUUCGACAACGGCCUC
This is a messenger RNA of Closterium sp. Naga37s-1, 2311 nucleotides long. Lineage: Eukaryota; Viridiplantae; Streptophyta; Zygnematophyceae; Desmidiales; Closteriaceae. The record is from the annotation of a GenBank genome assembly.